Molecule: messenger RNA, 216 nt
Organism: Medioppia subpectinata
Lineage: Eukaryota; Metazoa; Arthropoda; Arachnida; Sarcoptiformes; Oppiidae
Source: the annotation of a GenBank genome assembly
AUGUUUAUAGUGAUAAUGUUUGCCAUUUGUUGGCUUCCGAUACAAAUGUUUGGACUUCUCGUAUGGUUUUAUCCCAAAUGGAUUCUCAACGCCGAGACAUCCCUUCAAUACUACACAUUCGUAGGCAUGUAUUUCUUCUGCCACUGGAUCUCAAUGGCGCACAGUUUUAUGAAUCCAAUAAUCUAUUCAUUUAUGAGCGAAAACUUUCGGACAUAG